Messenger RNA from Leptosia nina, 642 nucleotides. NCBI's taxonomy places the organism in Eukaryota, Metazoa, Arthropoda, Insecta, Lepidoptera, Pieridae. The record is from the annotation of a GenBank genome assembly.
AUGAGUUUGGUAGGGAAGAAAUGUGAAUCAAUAACCCUUCUAGAACAAAGUAGAAAUGAAAUUUGUACGAAAGUAACGCCAGAGGACGUUUUAAAGUUGGACAAGAUAACAGAGACAUACUUAUGUAGUCCCGAAGCAAAUGUAUACGAUAUAGACUUUACAAGAUUUAAAAUAAGAGAUUUGGAAACUGGGACUAUAUUGUUCGAGAUCGCGAAGCCUCCGACAGAUUUUGGUGUAGAGAAUGACGGCGCUGAGGAUGGACUGGAAGAACCACUCGAUCCCAAUGCUGGACGAUUUGUACGAUAUCAAUUUACACCGCAAUUCUUAAAGUUACGUACGGUUGGGGCAACUGUUGAAUUUACUGUUGGUGCAAGACCCGUUAAUCACUUCAGAAUGAUAGAGAAGCAUUUCUUCAGGGAUACUCUGCUGAAAACAUUUGAUUUUGAAUUUGGUUUCUGUAUACCAUUUUCAAGGAAUACUUGUGAACACAUUUAUGAGUUUCCUUCUCUUCCAACGGAUCUAGUUGAGGAGAUGAUUGCUGCACCAUUUGAAACUUGUUCGGACAGUUUCUACUUUGUGGACAAUAAUCUUGUAAUGCAUAACAAAGCAGAUUAUGCUUAUAACGGAGGUAUCAAUAAUUAA